CUGGCCGAGGCAGACGAGACUCCAUGUUGGAUAAGAAACCCUGAGGGAAUUCACAACACUCAUCGAUGUGCGUAGAUUGUAGUAGCGUUUGACGCCCCUGCCCAUCACGCUUUCCUAAUCUUGUCAAAACGAUUGGUUGUUGUCGUUGCCUCGACGCAGUUUCCUAAUGGCGGAAACAAAGAUCAUUUACCAUAUUGACGAAGAAGAAACUCCAUAUCUUGUUAAACUUACAAUAUCACCUGAUCAAGUAACACUAGCCGAUUUCAAGAAUGUUCUCAAUCGCCCAAAUUACAAAUUUUUCUUCAAAUCAAUGGACGACGAUUUCGGUGUUGUUAAAGAAGAAAUUGUUGAUGAUGAUGCCCAUCUUCCGUGUUUCAAUGGCAGAGUGAUAUCAUGGCUAGUAUCUGCUGAAAGUAGCAUUUCAGACUCUGUAUCGCAAUGUGCAGAGAGCACUGCUACUACAGAUGGAAGGCCACCUUCUUUUCACCCUGGCCACAACAGAAGUAUGGCUGAGGAGUACACAACAGCUACAGAGACAGAAUCAGUCAUCAGUUCAAGGCACAGUGAGAGGCACAUUUUGCCCCGCUCUGGCCGUGUGCAUCGUGAAACUUAUGAAAAAUAUGAUCGCUUUGAUGUUCAAGCGCCUCGAAAUGGUCACAAUGCAAUGAGACAUAGAGUCGGGCACGAAUACGAAUCGUCUUCCAUGAUAAGCUCGGAUCUGGAGUCGACUAGCUUCGUUGACUCUGAAGAAGACGCGUCUUCGCGGAUCACAACAACGACAGACCAUACCAGUGUGUCUCGCCAAGGACGUAACCGGAGACGUAAUCGUCGCCGUCCCCGCCUACCCCCCCUUUCAUCCCGAGCUUCGUCGUUCUCUAGUAUCACGGAUUCCACCAUGUCACUCAAUAUAAUCACUGUCACCCUCAACAUGGACACAGUCAACUUUUUAGGAAUUUCCAUCGUCGGCCAGAGUCAUCAAGGUGGUGACGGUGGAAUUUACGUAGGAUCCAUAAUGAAAGGUGGUGCCGUUGCUUUGGAUGGAAGGAUCGAACCUGGUGACAUGAUCCUACAAGUCAAUGAUAUUAACUUUGAAAAUAUGUCAAAUGAUGAUGCAGUUCGUGUCCUACGGGAAGUAGUCCAAAAACCUGGUCCAAUCAAACUCGUAGUUGCGAAGUGUUGGGAUCCUAAUCCAAAAGGCUACUUUACAAUACCCCGUACCGAACCGGUUCGCCCUAUUGAUCCUGGUGCAUGGGUUGCUCACACAGAAGCAGCUAGAGGUGGAAAUCAAUACCCAAACAGGCCACCAUCGGUAGCAACAAUGUCGUCCACUACGACAUCAAUGAUGUCUAGUAUGCCAGAAACCGAACGUCCAGUUGAAGAAGCCCAACCGCUUACAGUACGCUCAGAUAUGCUCGCAAUUGUGCGAGCGAUGGCGCGUCCUGAUUCCGGGCUAGAAGUCAGAGAUCGCCUCUGGUUGAAAAUAGUAAUUCCAAGUGCGUUUAUUGGAUCAGACGUUGUCGACUGGCUCCAUAAUCGCGUGCAAGGACUAGAGGAGCGCCGUGAUGCCCGCAAGUUGGCUUCUCAGCUUUUGCGAGCUGGUUACAUUCGGCAUACAGUAAACAAGUACACGUUCUCCGAGCAAUGUUAUUACGUGUUCGGAGACCUUUGUUUGGGUGUUUCGGCUCUUCGUCUGACUGAUGACACGACGUCGGAAGCAGAUAGGGACACGCUUGCUCCAUUGCCAUUGCCGACUCCUUGGGGCAGUGGGCCUGGUGCCACAGUGCCCGGUGGAGCCACCCCUCACAUACCUUAUUACCCCACUGGUUAUGCGCCAAUGCCUUACAGCUACAGCAGUGAUCCCCUCGGAUCGGCGCCUGUACAAAGUACUACAUUCACUUAUGGGAGAGAAGGCAGCGUCCAUAGUGGAUCAGGGAGUAGUGGGUCAGAUGUGCGCAGCGGAUUGAUGGGUGGGGACAGAAGCCAACCACCUUCACUUUUGGUUGGUGCAGUGAAUCCUGUAGGACCUGGAAUCCACGGUUCGUCAAGCAGCAGCGGCUCUAGUACGGGAAGCAGCGACGGGGAUUCUCAGAUAGCAGUGAACUGUUUACCCGAUGGCCCUGCUGUUGGCGUGCGGCCGAUAGGUGGGCAAGGUGGAGACCGGCCGUUGAACCAAGUUCCAGAUGAUAUGUCGGGAUCGCGUCAGUCUUUCCGAAUGGCCAUGACAAAUCCAUGCAAUAUGAGCGAAUAUUUUGUCGACGUAAUGUGAUUGAGAAGUUUACACCUUCGCCCGUUUUUUUUGGAAGCGGAAGGUAAAGAGUAACGUAAGUCACUUCCAUCCCUAUUUUCCGCUUGGUUUUUGAAUUUAAAAAAAAAAAGAAAAGAAAAAGAAACGUUAAUUUGAGUCGUAAUUAAUGGUGCCCUUUCCUGAUAGCUAUUCCGUACGGCCUAGAUUCUUCAUAUUCAGCAGGCAGACGAAUUUUUUAAUUUGUAUUUAGUUUUUAAACAAUAUUAAGCUUACAUGGAUAAAUUUUUUCCCAAACUUGCUUUCUUUAAAUGCUAUGAGUUAACCCAUCCUCUGGCCAUUUUAUGUCAACUUGUUUCUUCUGCCACCGUAGUUAUAAUUAAGCUUCAUGAAGCAAAAACAUCUUGUUCUGGCAGCUCAAAUCAGCAGUGACGCGGUGCAAUAACUUAAAAAAAAAAUCGUGUAUCUAUCCUGUUUCUUUCGUCCUAACAGUUUCCCUGGUAUCUAUAUAAAUGAUUCAUGUUGAGAAUCUCCCUAAAGAAAAUGUGUACCAUUGUUCUUGUCGAAAUUACAUCCUUUAUUUCAACAACA
Molecule: messenger RNA, 2833 nt
Organism: Daphnia magna
Lineage: Eukaryota; Metazoa; Arthropoda; Branchiopoda; Diplostraca; Daphniidae
Gene: dsh
Product: segment polarity protein dishevelled homolog DVL-3
Exons: 14
Coding region: 167-2266 (699 amino acids)
Biological process (GO): intracellular signal transduction; canonical Wnt signaling pathway
Cellular component (GO): cytosol
Molecular function (GO): frizzled binding
Source: RefSeq, a predicted model, not a curated record